Messenger RNA from Zerene cesonia (dogface butterfly), 1689 nucleotides. RefSeq lists its product as uncharacterized. NCBI's taxonomy places the organism in Eukaryota, Metazoa, Arthropoda, Insecta, Lepidoptera, Pieridae. The transcript is spliced from 15 exons. The record is from RefSeq and is a predicted model, not a curated record. The coding region runs from base 449 to 1654 and encodes 401 amino acids.
CCUUGGUGGUGACCGCGUGUGACUUGAUGGAGUUAUAUUGUGGGAAUCCCUAAAACAUUUUAUAAAUUUAUUUUACUCAAUUUAAAAGCAGUUUGCUACCAGUUAUGUGUACUUCAAGAUCUUAUUGCACAGAUAAAAAAGAACUCGUAAACACUUUCCAUGUGAGUGUGUAACGUAAAACAAGUAUUCUAGUUGGUUUUGUUACCUGCCGCCGGAUGCGGAUCGUCGUUUUGUAAACAACAUUAGUCCAAGAUAAAGUACAGAUUGCACGGAUCCCAGGACAUUGGAGAAGCAUGAGGUGUACCAAGAGUGGGCGGAUGCGUAUUCCUGCACGCGUCACAGGUGCCAACCCGGGGGGCGCAACCUAGCUAUAUAUACCGUGGGAUGCAAGCGCGUGGAGGCGCCAGAGUCAGCAAUAGAAUGCGAAGAAGUAGUAGAAGAUACAAACAUGCAGUUCCCAUAUUGUUGUACAAGAUUGAGGUGCUUGGUAGUGGUCCGCGGUGAGGUGUGGACGAAGGUGCUUGGCCAGCCCUGGGAGAGUCUCCCGGCUGCACCCUGGAGCCACAUGUAUAAGAUGAAGAAACCUCCGCCAAUUGAUGACUUGCCUAAAAACGCCGUACAGGGUCCAGUAUAUGAAAUCCAGUCAGAUGCUGUGGAUAAAAUGGAGAAGGUACUGCGUUCUUCCAAGCAGACCACUGACAAGCCUGACUGUCACGAUGUAGUUCCUAGAGUAGUUGCAUCACCCGAUAUUGUGAUUGCUCUAGCUACGGGCAACGAAGAAAAGGAGCACGAUGAAAUAGACUCUUUGAGACGCAAGCGCCCAAGAAAACCUUCAUCACGUCCAUUUUCGGAUGACAGUGAUCGGGAUGGAAAUGCUGAUAUAGAAGAGGCCACUGAGAAGAUCCACGAAAUAUCUGACGAGAAAUACUACGCCCACGAAUAUGCUAUAGCUACGCAAAAGCCAUCAGAGAAACACAUGGGAUGGACAGAAAUACCCCAAAAUCAGUGGAACGAGCAUGAAGCUGAAUUAACGGACACAAACGUACAGACAGAAGAUAAGCCCGAGAAGCAGUCUGGCCUGCAAGCGCUGGUUGAUGCUAUCGGGAAUCGAAUGCGAGACAUUGAGAAUGUCGUCCAGAAGAUGAGUGAGAAGGUACAGAAGGAUCCGCUGGCCAGCUUGGAGACACGGUAUGCACACACUGAUCUAGAAACUUCCAAGCACCGAAUUCAAGAUGAGCACAAUAAUCAAAUGCCAAAAAAGCCCAAUCCAGACGGAGAUCAUUAUAAACGCUUUUCAGUAAGGAAUCGGAGCAGAUAUUUAGCAACCACAGAAGUACCCAUAGACCAGCCUCUUUUCGUCGAGGACAACAGCUUGAACGGUUACUUUAGCGACGCCAGCAACACCAUGAGGAGAAGCCCUCCUAAGGAGCCAGCUACUUAUAUGGCGCCGGUAGAAACUCGGCGCAAGCACUCUGAGAUAUCUGACGACGUGGAGAAGCGCAGACGGAAACACAGCCACAAGAAAAAACAUGGAAAGGGCAAAGGUCAUAAGAAACAUCAUGGAAAAGAGGAAAAAAAGAAGCAUUUUAACCGACUGAGUUCUGCCGAAGUGGAUAAAAAUGUAGUUUCUUUAGAAGACAGUGGGCCUGUUUAAAUAAUACAAAAAACAAUUAAAUUUUAUUUUUUAUU